Molecule: messenger RNA, 1171 nt
Organism: Leptidea sinapis
Lineage: Eukaryota; Metazoa; Arthropoda; Insecta; Lepidoptera; Pieridae
Product: zinc finger protein 271
Exons: 9
Coding region: 114-1145 (343 amino acids)
Biological process (GO): regulation of transcription by RNA polymerase II
Cellular component (GO): nucleus
Molecular function (GO): RNA polymerase II cis-regulatory region sequence-specific DNA binding; DNA-binding transcription factor activity, RNA polymerase II-specific; zinc ion binding
Source: RefSeq, a predicted model, not a curated record
AAUGUAUCAAAAUAGUAAAUAGUAAUUGAUAAUGAUUGUAUUUGCAGAAUAAUAAUUUUUCUGAUGAACAUUCAAUAGGUAUUACGUACAUACCUUUAUGUUAUAAAAUAAAAAUGAACAAGAUAUGCAGAAUUUGUUUAGAAGAGGGUGUUCUGUCGUCAAUAUUUACAACAAAUUAUAAGUUAUCUGUAUGUGAUAUGAUUGAAUUUUGCACAAAUAUAAAGAUUCAGAGACACGACGGUCUUCCUGACCAAAUGUGUAGUAACUGUGCCUAUAAACUAGGCAUAGCAUUUCAUUUUAAGCAGGCAUGUGAAAGUUCAGAUAUACGUCUCAGGCAGUACUUGGGUCUGGAAGCAGUACCAAAACACUGUGAUGCCGUCACAAUGACUGACCCUAUUGUCCCUAUUACUAGAACAAUAAUAAAGAAAUGCAAAUGUACAAAGGUUGAACAAAAGAAAUACAGUAACUAUAAGAAAAAGCAGGAAUCUGAGAGGCUAAAGUGUGGACCUAAGCCAAAACCAAAAAAGAUAAUUGAAUGUUACAAUUGUCAGAAGCAAUUCCGAUGUCAGGCUCAAUUGGAUAUGCACAUAAGAACACACACUGGGGAUAGACCAUAUUCUUGUAUGUUUUGUUCAAGAAGUUUUACACAGAAACAUAAUCUUACAAUACAUAUGAGGCUUCACACAGGGGAGAAACCUUUUCAAUGUGAAAUAUGCAGCAAAAGUUUUUCAGCUCAAGGAAAUCUACAAGCACACAUAAAAGCACACAAAGGACAGAAAGAUCAUGUAUGUGCAGUCUGUAAAAAAGGAUUUGUUACUUCAAGUGAACUCACAAGACAUAUGUCCAAACAUACGGGCAUUAGAAAUUUCAAAUGUGAUAUUUGUGAGAAGUCUUUUUCACAGAAAAGAGACCUUAAAUUACAUAAAACAAGAAAACAUGGCUGCCCAAUGGUUGACUGUCCAAACGAAGCUUUCAACAGUAACAUAGACAUUAUUAAUGUUGACGAAGCUAAUUUGCCAACAAGUAUUAAAACCCCAGGUCAUUAUUUACAUGUAGACAAGCCUGCACAGGAUGCUAGUAUGUUGACAGAAGACAACCCUUACAAUCAGAAAACUUUAAACUUUUCACAUUCAAUAUUUGGAUAAGAUUUUAUUAAAGCUACUUAAUAAGA